AUGCCGCUCGUUAUUUUAACGGGGUACCCGUGCUCCGGUCUCACCUACCGUGCCAAUCAACUCGCAUCUCUGAUCGAGAAACACCAAGAUGAAGUAUUCGCAGCAGCCGAAGCAGGCGCGCAGGUCUCCUUGAAGUCCCGAUACAAGGUGCACGUGGUCGCUUCACACGAUUCCUCCCAUCCACGGAUUGUCUACGACCAUGCCCGCACCGAGAAGGAGGCACGCGGCGUCGCCUACGCGCGAACCAAACGCGUGCUCAAGCGGGACAGCAUUGUCAUCCUCGAUGGAAUGAAUUAUAUCAAAGGAUGGAGAUACCAGCUGUGGUGCGAGGCGAAAGCGGCGCAAACGACAUGCUGCGUGGUUCACGUCGGGACACCCGUCGACCAGUGCGUCGCCAACAAUGACGCCCGAUUACGCCGAGACGCCACCAAGGAAACAAACCCCAACACAUCGGAUGCGCAGACCUCCGAAUCCCAAGAUACCCCCGCACCCGACUCAGAGUCCACCGAGGACAACGAGGAAGCCUACCCACCCGAACUCCUCAACAACCUCAUCUUCCGCUACGAGGAACCAAGCACGCACAGCCGCUGGGAUAAGCCGCUCUUCACAGUCCCCUGGGCGGACCCCGAACCCCCGGUAUCAGACAUCUUCGAAGCCCUGACCGGCGUCGUCCUCCCCUCGACGGAAGCACCCACCGAAACCCCCACCGCAAGCCUAAUCGACGCCCUCAAAUCCACCACCAUCUCCGACGUCGCCAGCACAGCAACCGGCACGCGAGGCGGCGGCCGCAGCGGAAUCUCCACACGCGCCCGGAUCAUCCCGCACCAAGCCACCGUGCAGGCAGCGGCAACGGACUCGAACGCAAUGUACGCAAUGGAGAAGCGGACGUCGGCGGUCGUGACUGCGAUCCGCAAUUUCACGCAGACAUACUCGUCGGCGCAGGUAGCUCUUGCGCAGAGCAGUCGCAGAGAUACAAUCGCCAUUGACGUGCCCGAGACUAUUCCCAUACUUAUUCCGGCUCAUGUUGCCAUGGCGGGAACGACGGAUGAGCUCGCUGCUGCUGGGGGGAUUUUGGCGUUGCCGCGGCUGCAGAGGCUGCGGAGGCAGUGGAUUAGCUUGCAUAGAUCGUAUGUUGGGCGGGGUCAUGGUUCAUUGGCGGCGGAUCAGAUUGGAGAUGCAUUUGUGCGGUUUCUCAAUGCUGAGUUCUCGGGUGCGGUUACGGAGGCUGCAGAGGAAUAG
Molecule: messenger RNA, 1239 nt
Organism: Penicillium psychrosexuale
Lineage: Eukaryota; Fungi; Ascomycota; Eurotiomycetes; Eurotiales; Aspergillaceae
Product: putative RNA polymerase II Elongator complex associated protein Kti12
Exons: 3
Coding region: 1-1239 (412 amino acids)
Source: RefSeq, a predicted model, not a curated record